Nematostella vectensis (starlet sea anemone) is the source of this 887-nucleotide messenger RNA. RefSeq names its product nucleoside diphosphate kinase homolog 5. Bases 104 to 763 code for a protein of 219 amino acids. The record is from RefSeq and is a predicted model, not a curated record. Gene Ontology annotation, biological process: UTP biosynthetic process; GTP biosynthetic process; negative regulation of oxidative stress-induced intrinsic apoptotic signaling pathway. The transcript is spliced from 5 exons. Lineage: Eukaryota; Metazoa; Cnidaria; Anthozoa; Actiniaria; Edwardsiidae. Gene Ontology annotation, molecular function: nucleoside diphosphate kinase activity.
CAUAGCAACCAUCCAACACAAUGUCCGCCAUUUUGUCUAUGGAACCAGGGGAAGAAAGUUGAUCUGGAAUUUUAAGACGUUGAAACGAUAAAUACGUGAAAAUAUGCCUUCAGAGGAAAAACCGACAGCCUUCCCACCUCCAGCGAUACACAUUGAACGAACUUUAGCCCUUAUUAAACCCGACGCAGUGCAUAAAAGCGAUGAAAUCGAGGAAAUUAUCCUACAACAUGGAUUCACAAUUUUACAGAAAAGACGAGCCCAUCUUACUCCAGAGCAGACCAGUGAUUUCUAUGCCGAACAUUACGGGAAAAUGUUUUUCCCUAGCCUAGUGGCAUACAUGAGUAGUGGCCCGAUUAUGGCACUUGUACUGGCGCGUGAGAAUGCCAUAUCCUACUGGCGACAGCUGAUUGGUCCGACCAAUACGCAGAAAGCACGGGACCAGGCACCUGAGAGUCUGAGAGCAAUCUAUGGUACAGACAGCACCAGAAAUGCUCUGCAUGGUAGUGAUGGCACAGUCAGUGCUGAUAAAGAGAUUCACUUCUUUUUCCCUGAUAGCAUAGUAGAACCGGUGUCCACUGGCCAGGCUGCCAAGGACUACUUAACCAGGACUGUCAACCCCACCCUUCUCAAGGGACUGACAGAGCUAUGCAAGAUGAAGCCUGAGGAUCCUAUUUUGUACCUCGCUGACUGGCUCAUAGCCAAUAACCCAAACAAGCCUAGAGUCGCUGAGGAUGGUUAUGUGGUGGAAGAGCCCCAGGACUGAAUUAGGAUCAAACUGAGUUCAAUUGUAAAUAGGUACAAAUAGGUGGUUUAGAUAAGAAGCUGCUUUGUAAUAUAUCCAGCAAUGUAAAAAGGAACAUUUGGAAUAAACUCAACAUAUAUACAAA